AUACACGUGCAGCAAGCGGCAACAGGGCGCGGCACAUCAAAGCACGGAUGUAAUGAACACACUCCUGCGAAUAGACAUCACUUGUGACAGUUGAUGAGUCGUCGCCGUCUCGCGCUCUGCAUGGCACGCAACGAAUAAGACCAGGAAAGUUUUACAAUUGGAAACCCCCCUUCGCUACCACACCCUAAUGUUAACUGUAUAACUCCAUAGUCGAAGCUGAAUUUGCGAAUUUUGAACAAUUCGCUCGGAGUAAGACAAGGUGAAACUAGGACCGUGCCCCCGACGUUUAUUGAGAGGAAUUGGGGGACGGAAGGGGGGACAGUAGUGAUUCUGGACUGCAUCGCCGGACGGAAGGACCGAGCGACAACUAUUGACUGGCGAGCGAGAACGACAUCUCGUCGUCAAAAUGGCGUGCUGUCUAACAGAGGAAUUGAAAGAGCAGAAGCGAAUUAACCAGGAAAUAGAACGCCAGCUGCGCAAAGACAAGCGGGAUGCUAGACGCGAGUUGAAGUUGCUUCUAUUAGGGACAGGAGAGUCAGGGAAGAGUACCUUCAUAAAACAGAUGCGAAUUAUCCAUGGCGCAGGCUACUCUGACGAUGACAAGCGCACCUUCAUCAAAAUUGUGUACCAGAAUAUCUUCAUGGCUAUGAACGCCAUGAUCAGGGCUAUGGAGACUCUAAAGAUUGCUUACAGAGAUGUGAACUCAGUAAAUAAUCAGACCGAUAAUGCAAUUAUGAUCCGAAAUGUUGACUACGAGACGGUGACAACGUUCGAGCCCCAGUAUGUGGAAGCUAUCAAGUGUCUGUGGGCAGACCAAGGCAUCCAGGAGUGUUAUGACAGACGUCGAGAAUACCAGCUCACCGACUCUGCUAAAUACUAUCUGAACAAUGUGGACAGAAUAGCAGCAACUGAUUACCUACCCACGUUACCUGACAUCCUCCGUGUGAGAGUACCCACAACCGGCAUCAUAGAAUAUCCAUUUGAUUUGGAUAGUAUAAUAUUUAGAAUGGUUGACGUGGGAGGACAGAGGUCCGAGAGACGGAAGUGGAUCCACUGUUUUGAAAACGUGACGUCCAUCAUGUUCUUAGUAGCCUUAAGUGAAUAUGAUCAAGUGUUGGUAGAAUCAGAUAGUGAGAACCGGAUGGAGGAAUCGAAAGCAUUGUUCCGGACGAUUAUCACCUACCCGUGGUUCCAGAACUCCUCCGUCAUCCUCUUCCUCAAUAAGAAGGAUCUGUUAGAAGAGAAGAUUAUGCACUCUCAUCUAGUCGACUACUUCCCUGAGUUUGAUGGUCCAAAGAAAGAUGCUGGUGCAGCACGCGAGUUCAUUCUUAAAAUGUUUGUGGAGCUCAACCCUGACCCGGACAAAAUAAUCUACUCGCACUUCACUUGUGCUACAGAUACGGAGAACAUCCGAUUUGUAUUUGCGGCGGUGAAAGACACCAUACUUCAGUUGAAUCUGAAGGAGUACAAUCUGGUCUGAAGACGGGUUGAGCCGGGCAGCUUAAAGUUGGCAAUUAACGUCUUUUUGUGAAAGUGUCCUUGAUCGCUGAUCGAUUCAUGAUGCAGUUGAUUCAGCCAGUACUACUGGUGUCGCCAUUACGUCAAGUCUCCUUUGACCUGCACAGUCCCCCCCUCCCCCCCCUACCUUGAAACGAUUGAUUCCUGUGCGUACAUUGUGAACGCAGAUGAUCUGUGACAAGCGUCUAUCUCUGUAUCUCUCUCGCACUUGCCAUCAUCAUCAAUAUAGAUGGAUGUUUGUGAUAUUAUCUACUGUCCCAGUCAGAGGAUGACCACGUUACCAGUUUGACGCAUGGAGACUGUUCGGCUUGGAACAUGGGCUGGGGAGGGAGGGAGGGGAUGGGAAUGAGGUUUUGAAGCCAUGUAGCAUCGUGUAGUGGGGUUUUGGCUUUCUCCGACAGCACAGAACUACCACUCGCCCAGGAUCCGCGCCAGAGUAUCAGUCAACCUUCAUUCAACCUGUUUUCUUCCUCUGUCACAAUUUUUUUGUUUCCACCUGAUUGCAAGCCACGUGUGACACCCCGUCUGACUGGCAGACGCUAAGUGGCAGCAUCUGUUGUUAUUGUUGUUGAAUACAAAACCAUGGACAACUUUCUGCCAUUUUGAUAAUUCAACAACACAACCACCUCUUUCUUACCCAGCUGGGGUCGUCAUCUCACGGACUGAAGGUACGAUCCAGGAAAUGUCGAAGAGGGGGAGGGAGAAAGGAGAGCGGGCCAGUCGCACUUAGCGACUGUUUUUAAGUGCGACUGAUCUAUUUCCAGCUGUCUAGCUGGCACUGAAAUUUACUUGAAGGGCAUGUUUAUUUGUGAGUCCACACCGAGGUGAAACUGCUCAGCAGAGGGCCCAGGAUCAUUUAGAAGGGCUUGCAGGCAUGUGGGAGGUCGACCUUGACCCUCCUGUGUCGUCAUGGUAACAAGUUCACAGAGGAGGAAGACGUGAAAUACAUACUGACUUUGUCCCUCUGAAGGUGUAUACAGGGGCACAGUACGGAUCGUCUACGACGCCUGCACGUCGUACAGUUCCCACUUGUAGGUACAGAAAAUUGUACAUAGCUUUUAACAGUGGACAACACUUGUGUUUGUUCCUUAACGGAAAAUGUGUCAACUUCUUAUGUUUGUGGUGUCAGCUUGUGUUUAUAUCUAAGUACAACUCCCCAGUGGCUGCGUGCUCUGAGCAAUACACCAGCAACCCGUUUUGUUUACCUUUCUAACCAGCCUCCGCCUUGUUCACUGUCGUGAACAGGGUCAGUGUAGGUCAAAUUACUGAAAUUGGACAUCACCUUUUCUGUGGUGUAUUUCUCCGAGCACUUAGAUUGCAAACACUGAUCACUACUGACCAUGAGAAUGAUAAUGUACGUGCAAAAGAGGACUGUAUAGUAAUUGUUGUGUGAAAAGUUCUUAUGUAUAACUGUGCUGCCACAAUUUUCAUACCACCUGGAUCUAACAGGCUGUUAUUCGCUUUUGAUACAUAUUGACCCUCUAUGUGUAAGAAAAGUAGUGUUAAUAUUUUGAUGUCCAGAUGUGUGAAUGUUUAUAAUUAUUAUGGUGAAUUUGAUUAUAAUAAUUAUUAUUAUUACUAUUAUUGUAAUUAUGAUGGUUUAUCACCGUGGAGAUAUCCCAAGAAGGUCUGAUUCAGCACAUGGGUGCCUCGUGGAGCAUCUUGUCUCACGGCUGUGGAGUCAGAACCGAAGGACUUCGGGGCUGUGUAGUUGUUCUAGCACUGACCAAGUUGACCGGCGUCCAGGGCUCUCCAGGAAAUAUGUGCUGGAAGGAGUACCCUUUGGACAGGAUUCGCAUGAGUGACACAAACCAACUAUUUGUCUUGUGACCGGCAUUUUAUGCUUACAUUUUGAAAAUGGCUGUAUCUGGCAUUUAACAAUUGACUGUGUCCUGGGCUUAUGAUACACGAUGAAGGAGAGGUGCAACGUCCCCCUGUUGUCCAAGCCUACCCCAUUGACCAGAAGACCAAGGCUAGUGGCUGUCUGCAGACCGUGUGUUGACUGACCAUGGCUCAACACUUCAAUACUGCCACAGGCUGCUGUUUCUACAGUCAUUGACUGCUCUAGCAGUUGGUGGAAAACCAGUGAUAGCAAUUUUUGUCAAUAAUUUUUGGUUUGAAAGAAACUGAUAUUGCUUCGUAUCACAAGAUAUUCAUAUAUCCUAGACUUAUUGUGUGUUUGGAUGAGAGUUGUCUCCCUUUGACGUUUUUACUUUGAUAGAAUUAGUUUGAAAUUUCGAAAAGAUCAUUUUAUGCCAAGGCUCGAGUUUGAAAUGGCGUGUUUGCUUCUUUGUUAUUUUCCAUUGUUGAAAAGGGGGAAGGGGAGAUAAUAGUUUGAAAGGGAGACAAUCCUUGCCAAAUGAAAUUUGUAAUGUAUGUAUACGUAUGCAUGUGCAAUUAGAGUUGUGCCCCUUGACUACUGGAUGUGUUGUAUGAGUGUGUGUGCAUGUGGCCUUUAUUGAGGUGUUUGUCUCCCUGUAGAUCCGACAACCGAUACUGGCGGAAGGACUUCAUGGGUGAAAUAGGCACAGAGCACACACAGUUAUGACCACAAGCCUGCAUUCUUUCUACUGGCUUAUCAAAGCUAUAAGGCAGCAUACAGACUCUGAGAAAUUCACUUAGGUCAGUUUCUGACUCUAGGCAAAAAGUCACCAGCAUGCAUGGGUUAGAAUAAAGUAGCUGGUAGCACAUCCAGUAACAAUACCUCCAUUGUGCAAUCUACUAAGCCUUAUCAAGAUGGGUCGUUUAAAUUUAGCUGUUUAAUCCCGUUCAUACUUAAAAUUGACUUAAUUUUUUUUCCGUACUUUUGAUGACGUUAUUACUGUUGGUGUAAAGUAUCCAAAUUGAGGUAACGUUAUAAAUCUUUGAGACUCCAAAUGACAGGUGUUUUCCAAAUGGACUCGUCCUACUUAAACUAGUUAGAUGGUUCUUUUUGUACUGAUUACCGAAUUCAAAUUUUCACAUGAACUAAUAUCUAUGCUGACAACUCCCUACUAUAUGUUCUUUGCGUGUAUGAUGACUUGUGUAUUUCUGUUGUACGUAGUAGUGUUUCUAAUUGGUUUCAUCAGAGCUGAAUUCAGACGAAUUUGAAAACCUGAGCAUUUGUAUGUGUGUGUACAUUUUAUAUCAGAAUUAAUCCAGCAUGAAUGUCGUGAGCCCUGAGUUGCUUCUGUAUGUGAAUUACUGUAAGUCAAGACUUUUUCAAAUUUACGCAAUUGCCUUUGGACUAGACAAAAUUGUCACCCUCAAACCAUGUGUACAGCUUCUCCAGGCCGACUGUUGUCACAGAGAGCUUGUACAGCUUCUCCAGGCCGACUGUUGUCACGGAGAGCUUGUACAUCUUCACCAGGCCGACUGUUGUCAUGGAGAGCUUGUACAUCUUCACCAGGCCGACUGUUGUCACGGAGAGCUUGUACAUCUUCACCAGGCCGACUGUUGUCACGGAGAGCUUGUACAUCUUCACCAGGCCGACUGUUGUCAUGGUGAGCUUGUACAUCUUCACCAGGCCGACUGUUGUCGUGGAGAUGUGAUACACAUGGCUGUAUUUUAACUUUUGCAAUUGCAUAAGAAGGUAGAUUUAAUUCGUUCGGUGAAGUGUGCCACCUGUAGACUCCUCCAAUCAUUAGAUGUCUGUACACAGUGUGUGUACCUGUGUUUAACACAAGCCGGGAGAGAGCUUCAUGCAUGUACAGCGAUUCAACUUGAUACAUUUGUGUAUAAAUAUAUAAAUACCUUCUUCAUGUCUGUGGGAGGCUGAGUGAUUGUGUCCCGUUUUAGAAUAAUUACUCGUAACAGGUGGAAGGUAAGUAGCGACUUUUCUACACGGAACAUUCACAUGAUGUGCUCAACUAAGCCACUGGAAUAUAGCCCUGUUACCACUUGUCACCAUGGGAGGAAUGGUAUUGUAUGUACUCUGUAACACCGCACACAAGUCUGUUCAGUUGCCAGAGUCCCUUUGGAUUUGUGGACGAUAUUUGAGAUUUUUAUAUCUGAGAAAGGAUGCUCGUUUGUCCUCUCCCAGCGUUUGGUUUCUUGAGACUUUUGGGUUUUGGAAGAGAAAAUGGCUGAAACAUUGCUAAGAGUACAGCUUGUUUUCCAUUUGUGCUGCCUGAACCGACUUGUGUGUGGCUUUCUACAACUCGCAUCAUUUGAUCAUGACUGAUGUUUCUUCAUGGAAUGCAUCCUGUAUUUGUGGCUUACUUCUGGUGAUUGAGUGAUAGGUCCCAUGGCUUCGGUAGCAGCCUGUGUGUUGAUUUCAUUGUUUAACUAGGUGUUUGUGAUUGCAAGGGGAACAGUUGUCUCCCUUACAUAGUUCUACAGAGUUGUGUCCCUUUACACUGCCCACUUUUGUUGCCAUUGCCAAAAUGUAGUGUGGAAAAUAGGACACUGUUUUGAAACCCAUGUAAUUCAAUUUAAAUAACCUCCUGAACAGUAAUGUCAAAAUUGUCUCGGACCUCAACUACGUUUUGAGAGAAACAUAAUCACCCAUCUUUGUAUUGUGGUAUAUAUGUUAGUGAUAAUGCGAUGUUACUUUAAUUGACCUAGUUCAAUCCCAGAAUAACUACCAACAACUAGUGCCUAGCGUUAUCUGUUUGUCAACUCUUGUGUCGCAACCAUGGACUUGUUCAUUAUAGGAAGCAGGAUCUUUUUCUGUGCCAGUGUCCUAUUGUUCAAUAGUGUAACUGUGAUUUUGUAACAAGUUUGACAUGUUUGUUUGAAUGGGCCAGGUGCAACAUAUAUUCUUUCUGCUAGAGAGACCUGGAUUCCCCCUUCGUCCCACACUGGUUGGAUCUAGUUGAGACUGGUCAGAUCUAGUUGAGACUGGUCAGAUGCACCCAAUGGUGUCUCUUGAUCAGUGUUGCCAUGAGGUGACAUGCUAGAUCUUUGCUGUUAUGGGACAUCCGGGGUAAAGCAGAGCCUCUCUUGAUAAUAUUGGAGCAGUUCACACUGAAAUGUAGGGACUAUUUGAAUUAUUUGGAUUUUGCAUAAUGUAGGUACAACUCGAGUGUUUGAAACUGUUUUUCUAGUCUUGAGGGAACGGUGGGUCAGAUUUACAAAUUAUGGAAGAUGUUCUUCUAACUUUAGACCCCCCUGCCUCGCAGGUAAAGUUAGGAGUGCCAUUUCAAAAUUUGAAAAUCUGAAAAGUAACCUCGGUGACUUGAUUUUGGAAGACGCCAUAAUGGACGAAAUCUCCUUUAAUAAACCCCCCAACAAAUAAGACUGGAAAUAGCGAGUAACGCCUCUGGACAAUGACAAGGGUGCUGUUUUGUGAGGACCAGGAUGGUGUCCUGGAGCCAGUGAAGUGUCCUUUUGGGCAGCAUGGCAUCACUGUGACCUUGGACACACAUGGCAUCCUGGUGACCUUGAACUUGCAGGACAUGGUGUGUUAGGAUUAACAUGGCAUCAUGGCACCCUGAGACUGACGUGAGGCUACAGUGCAAUAUGGUGAUUACUGUUCCCAGCUUUCUGUUGGUCAAGCUGUCCCAUCAAUAGAGGAAGUUGUGUCCCGUUUCUGAGUGGUAAUCUGCAUAAUUUGACCAAGUGCUUAACUUGAAUCUCAUAUUUCAUGGUGUUUUGUCCAAACAUAAUACUAAUGCGAUCUCAGAAAAAGAUGUCUGCAUUUUGUUGGAAAGCUGGAAUUUUUAAAUCCCCGACUUGUAAUGGCAUUUGUUCUAGCAUAUUUGAAACAGAGUUUGGGAACAGAUUGGGAGGCAUAGAAAGUGUUAAAUGUGCAACUGACAACCUACUGUAAAUUUGUAUGUAAUAUGAAAUGCUUGUUUAUUAUUUAAUAAUUGGAAGUUUGCUCAAUAUGAACUGCAUUUUGUAGACUGAUUAUGAAUAUUGUUACUUGGAGGCAGCAGUAUCAGCUGUGUCUCUCCCCCCACCAGUUGUCUCCCUUGGCCUGGCUACUUGCCGUGGCCUGUCCAGUCUGUUGCUCUGUAUAAAGGCUCAAGUUUGCACUAUCUGGUUAUUUCACAGUGUUCAUUUUCUCUGUAAAUGUAUUUGUACCACAGUGCAUGUAUGUAAGUAUGUAUGUAUGUAUUCUCGGGGUCCUGUUGCUAUGGCAACAGGUACUCUGUUCAACAAGUUUCUGGGAUUUGUUUUGCAUAUUGAAGAGCCAUUUUAAGCUCCAAUAUGGAGUACCAGUGGGUUAGACGCGGACCCUAUCAGGUGAUCAUUGUAUUAAGAGCAGACAGUGUUAUUAAUGUUGAUAAUCAUGGUAGGGAAUGUAUUUUGUAGCGCUUUUUGUAGUCUCGUUGCCAUGGAAACGUGAUGCAUGGGUGCGUCAUCAAAAACUCUGUUACGCAAUUUAUCUUAUUGACUAUGCGCCAAUGAUGUGUCAUUUUGUUUGAAUGAUGUGAAAAUAAUCUCAUUUUUUAAAUACAACAUUAAAAAGUGGCACUGA
Haliotis rufescens (red abalone) is the source of this 7924-nucleotide messenger RNA. Its product is annotated as guanine nucleotide-binding protein G(q) subunit alpha. The record is from RefSeq and is a predicted model, not a curated record. NCBI's taxonomy places the organism in Eukaryota, Metazoa, Mollusca, Gastropoda, Lepetellida, Haliotidae. Gene Ontology annotation, biological process: phospholipase C-activating dopamine receptor signaling pathway; action potential; adenylate cyclase-modulating G protein-coupled receptor signaling pathway. Gene Ontology annotation, molecular function: G protein-coupled receptor binding; G-protein beta/gamma-subunit complex binding; guanyl nucleotide binding. Gene Ontology annotation, cellular component: heterotrimeric G-protein complex. The transcript is spliced from 9 exons. The coding region runs from base 407 to 1480 and encodes 357 amino acids.